AUCAAGAUGUUAUACAUUAUGCUAAUAGGAAACAUAAGCUAAUUGCAUACCUACCUUAAUGGGUGUACGACUGGUUCGUCGAACUGCAUUGAAUUGGUAGGCAACAUUGCAUAAGUAGAACGCAAGCUGACAUAACGAAGACUUCGUAAUCACCUCCAGUACGGCCUUGGCCCGCUUGGUACCGCCCCGACGCGCGACGCUGACACGCUCCCUUGUAAACAUUACUUAGCCAGACCACAGUGCUAGAGUCAACCGUGUGAACAAGAGUGCCUAUAUACAUAUUACACGAAGUUAUUCAUUUUAGAUUAUAGGAGAAUACAAAGCACUUCAUAUUUCAUGUGUAUAACCCAAAGACCACUGGUUUCUUGGAGGUGCAACAUUUUAGACUAUCGAUUGUGAUAAAGGAUCUGAAAUUCUCUAUUUUUACAGUAUGUAUUCAUAUUAAUGGAUAAUGAAUAGGUAGGUACCUACACAUACUUGGUAGGUACCGCGAAGGUGUUAUAUGUACAGUUGUUGACUAAAUUAUCAAUCAAUUUAGAAAAUUGAGCUGCCAAUAGUCUUUAACGAGAAUGGUGAUGUCCCAUCACAGCAUCGCGUUAGCUGCGCUCGUGAUCAUUGCAAUUAUUGCGCCUCACUUCACUGCACACCCACCGUCUGCUGACAAAGCAAUAGAUAAAGAUCGAUUAUAUAGACAAACAGCAGUAAAGUCAGGUAAAAAUGUAGCAAACACACCAAAGUGGGGAUUUUUUGGUACAAUAUUCCACUUAAUCUUAGAGCAAAUCAACGAUACGAAGAGUGCUUACAAUCAAAUAUCGGAUUUAGUAAAUAAUCAAUUUACUGACGACAAUACUAUAACCGUCUCACCGGAUACAGUUAAUGGAACUACGCAAGCACCGAAAAUUUCUCGCUCUGAAUUUCUGAAUAUACUAGAACGUAAUCUAAAAGGGUUGGUUCGUCUCAGAAAUCUGGAAUGGCGGGAAGCCAGAAAAGAUACAAUGACUAAUCUACGACAAUACAAAGAUGAGAUAUUUAGAGGGAAAACAAAUACAAAAGAAAAAAAAAGAGAAAACUAGAUUCGAUAUGAAGAGG
Molecule: messenger RNA, 1089 nt
Organism: Achroia grisella
Lineage: Eukaryota; Metazoa; Arthropoda; Insecta; Lepidoptera; Pyralidae
Exons: 6
Coding region: 570-1073 (167 amino acids)
Source: RefSeq, a predicted model, not a curated record